UUGGUCUUAAAAAAAUUAAAGGGCCAAUCGAAAAUCAUUUUACAAAGCUAUAUGGCGCCCAUGGUAACACGAUAAUAAGAAGACUGAAUGAAUGGUGGCAUUUGUUGUAACAUUAAGCCAUAAAUGUCACUGUUUUUACAGUGAAAAUCAGACUGGAAAAUGCCUUUAGGACCAUUUGGUGAAGUUUUGGGCACCACAGGGACCCUUGAUGCCCUUGGUCCAGUUGCCCAAAACUAUAAAACAAAAGUGGUUGCCCCACGUAAUCCAAAGCUUAUCAAAGAGGAAAAAGCUCCUCUUUAUAAGUUGACACCCAGUAGAUUUCUCUUUGAAGUUUCUCUGAACACUGAACAAAAACUGGCCAAUACUCGAACAAUGAAAAUACCAAGAAAGACAGAACUGCUUGACAUGGGGGAUACAUCUCUUCAAAAAAGCACCAAAAUCAACAUAGAUGAACCAAUGUUCCAACCAUUUCCUACAGAGAUAUAUUUUCAAAAUUUUGAGCCCUUUCAAAUGUAUGAAGUGCCCUUGGUGCUUAGAAAUAAUGACAAGGUUCCUAGAUUAGUGAAAGUUACUCUGGAAGAUUCACCAUAUUUUAAAAUUGUCAGCCCUCAUGAUGUGGGACAUAAAGUUGGACCUGGUCUGCCAACAAUAUUCAAAGUUCAAUUCACACCUGAUGAAAAAAAGGACUAUAUACAUGAACUUACCUGCAUCACAGAAAGAGAAAAGUUUGUUGUGCCUAUCAAGGCUAUCGGAGCCAGGGGUAUUCUUGACUUUCCAGAUGAAAUUCAUUUUCCUACAUGUCCUGUAAAAUACUCCAACACAAAAACCAUUUUGGUCAGAAAUAUUGGAACCAGAGAAGCCAAAUUUAAUCUUAAAACCAAACAACCUUUUACUGUGACACCAGACAUUGGAACACUUGGCGUCAAUGACAGCAUGCAAGUUACAGUGGAAUUCAAACCUUUAACAGCUGGUAAUCACAGAGCUGAGCUAUGUCUGUCAUAUGAUACAGGGGAGCAAAUUUUUAUUGAUCUGUAUGGAGCAAGCCAGGAUGCCAACAUUCGACUGGACAAGAAUUCCAUACGCAUGGACAACACUUAUAUUUCUCUGUCCAGCCAAAAGACGGUCAUAAUUAGCAAUCGCAGUGAUUUUAUUGCCCAUUUUAAGUGGACACAGUUUUCCACCCAGGAUGAAGAAGACCAGCAUAAAUUACUGAAACAAAUACAGUUAGACAGAGAAGAGAAUACAGACACUGACAGAUUCUUGGCCGAAUGUGUUGUUGAUCCAACUCUUAGAGACAAAUUGUCCAUUCUUUCCAGAACAUUUCAGAACAGAAAAAGAGCUGUAGACAAUGACCCUCAACUGUUUGAGGAUGACAUCAUGAGCAUUGAGCCUUCAGAGGGAGACAUUUGGCCUAACUCUACAUUUGACAUCAAUGUUGUCUUCAAGCCAAGGGAUGCAGAGUCUUACCUCAGGACUGCAUACUGUGAGAUCACAGGCAGAGAGAGUCGCAUGCCCUUGCGCAUCCGUGGUGAUGGAAUGGGGCCAAAGGUUGACUUUUCUUUGGACUACUUGGAUAUGGGCAAUAUUUUCAUUGGAUCUAGACAUACCUAUGAAAUUGUUCUUGCCAACAAAGGAGAUAUUGAUGCUAUUUUUAGUGUAUCUCCCAACAUGACUAUUUUUGGUCCAUGUUUUGCAUUUAACCCAUCAGAAGGGAUUGUCAUGCCAGGUGGACACCAAGCCAUCCAGGUGGCCUUCAGCAGCCCCUAUCUGGGGGACUUUGAAGAAGUGUUUUGUUUCCAAGUAGAUGGCAAGCCUGAGAAAUGCAAGAUUACUUUUCGUGGCCAAGUGGUUGGACCAACAUUCAACUUUGAUGUCUCCCAUUUAAAUUUUGGGGUUGUACCUAUUGGUUUUCUAUGUUCACAGACUUGUAGCUUAGUGAACACAUCAUUAGUUCCACUGGUAUUUAGCCUGCAUGUGCCUGGAGAUGGUGCCAACAAGUCUGUCUGCUGCACUGAUGACAUCGGUGAUGAACCUUACACCAUUGGUCCCCUACCUGUUCAGAAUCCCAAGGAGUUUGACAUAGUUCCUUCAUAUGGAGUGAUUCACCCUCAUAGUCAAACAAAGAUCACAGUGAAUUUUGUACCAAAUGCACAGAAAAAAUAUGAACUUGCCUUAGUGGUAGAUGUUGAAAGAGUGGAUAAAGAAAUUCUUUCUCUUCCAAUCUCUGCCAGAUCCAUGGUUCCUGACAUCACAAACCAGAGUCCUGUGCUGAACUAUGGCCGCUGCUUCCUGAGGCACCCUUAUGAGCAGAACAUCAGGCUUUACAAUAGCUCAGAGCUUGCAGCCAAGUAUGAGAUUCUUCCACAGGGCUACAUAGCCAGUGAUGAAUACCCACCUGAUUGUUCUCCCAUCACAUAUAGUAGCCCUAAAGCUAAAGGUGUCAUUGCUCCCAAUUCAAUUGUUGACAUACCGCUGGUCAUUGAAGCUGUUGCACUUGAGGAACAGGAAAUCCCAUGCUAUAUUAGGAUAUUUGGAAGUCCCAAUCCACCAAUGAUUGUUCAUGUCAUCUGUGUGGGAGAAGGUCCAGUUGUACAUGUGGACCCAAUGCAAAUUGACUGGGGGGAUACUCCAGUACUUGUUGAUGUAACCAGGACUAUACUCUUGUCCAAUGAGUCUUUCAUACCAGCUUCAUUUACAGCUCAUAUGGUUAGACCAAACACAGUUUUUCGAGUGAGUCCAUCAGAAGGUACCAUUGGGCCUGAGAAGUCCAUGGAGUUAACCGUUACUGCUCACCUGGAUGACUGUGUCAGGUUUCAGGACAAACUUCAGAUAAAUUUCCACCUUAGCCAGUCUAGGUUAAUACCUUUAGUGGCUAUGGGCAAGGGAACAACCAUUGUCUCUGAUCCCCCUCUUGGCCCAGUGCUUGAUCUGGGUCACUCCUUCAGCAAUUGUAAGUUGAUCAAGAAGUUUAAGCUGACCAACAGAGGUCGCCGCAUUCAGCAAUUGGUAUGGAUCACUGAUGGAUUCAUCCCUUUGUCCAAAGCAAAAAAGGAUAAGUUGAAAUCUAUUAUGCAUGAUGUGAAGAAGAGAAACCAUACAUUGGUUCCUUCUGACUUAGCAGAACCAGUUUUUCGAUUGUCCCCCAACCGUAUGGAGCUCUUGCCCGGUGAAUCCAUGGAUUUAACUUUGGAGGGAUUCGUUGAACUUCCUCAAUUAGUUUCUGAGACUGUUGUUUGCCAUGCUAUCAUUGGGCGUGCAGGGGGAAAGAUCCCCAUCAUUGGUGUGAAUGUGAAAGCUGAAUUCAUUGAGCCUCUCCUCAAGUUCUCUACUAAAUGUGCCUUUUUUAGAGUGGAUAAGUCACCUGGAGAGGAACUCCAUGUUGAACAGAAACAGCUGGUCCUGACCAACCUAUCCAAUCUGCCUCUGACCGUGAACCUGAAAGUGGCCUAUCCAUUUAGCAUGAUCAUUGGCAAUAACAAGUUGUAUGAGACAGAUGCUUGCCUUCAGCCUGGGGAUGAGUACUAUCUAGUCAUAGAGUUUGACCCAGGCUUUAAAGAUGAUUAUCACAUUCGCACCAUUGAUGAGGUUCUUAAAGUAACAUACAAGGAGCAUCCUCAUAUUGAUUAUGUGUCAUUGAGGGGAGAAGUAUACUUCCCAAACCUAAAGUUUGAAAAGACUGUAGUAGACUUUGGCUGUGUGUUGAAUGAUACAGAAGUCACUCGCUAUGUCAACAUCACAAACAAUAGCCCAAUGGAGGUGUGUUAUCAUUGGUCUUUUCUGGUUGGUGAUGUCCCAACAGCCAUAAAGAAAAUAAUCAGGCCUAAGCCACAAGCCUCUGAGCCAGGCUAUGUUUCAGACUCAGAGCUGGAAGAAGAAGAAGAUUUGUCCAGUCCUGAGGUGAUGGAAGAGAUAGAGAGAAUUGAAAAUGUGGAGGAAGAAGUAUUGCCAACAAUUCAGAGUAAAGAAGAGAGCCUAGGCUCUGAGUCCUUUGAAGACAUUGAGUCACCAAAAGAGGUUGUGGUCAAGUCAGAUAGAUCUGAGGAACAAGACAACAAAAAGGUCAACAGCCCAGUUGAAAUGGAUGAACCUGAAAAGGGACAACUAGAUCAAGAAGAAAAGAUGGACAAAGAAAAAGAUGACCACAACUCUGCCGUCUUGCUGGGAAGUCGAUUGUCCUUGAGGGAGGAUGAAGAGGAGGCAUUGAGGUGUAACAGAGUUCUAACAGCCUUGCUAGAGAUGGAUGAGGGGAUAGCUCCUGUGAUUGGAGUGGAGGAGGUAUUUGACAUUUUGCCGCUGUAUGGUUGUCUCCAGCCUGGUGACACAGAACAGGUGACAUUUACAUUUUUUGGUCAUGCUGACAUAUGGGGUCAGGUCAAGGCUGUAUGUGAGGUUGAUGGUGGGCCAACCUAUGAGCUGACCAUGAUGGGAGAAGCAUCCGUUGUGGAGUAUUCUUUUGACAGCAAGACCAUUGAAUUAGGAAAACAGAUGUAUGAUCAUGUGGCUUCAGCUACCAUUACUUUGAUAAACAAAGGGAAAGUUGGUUUUGAAUUUAGGGGCAUAAAUAUAGAUCCAGCACUGGAGAAGCGACCUAUACCAGGUCAACCUGUCAUAGUACCACAUUCUGGCUAUGUUGAACCUUUCUCUGAGCAGAAGAUUGAGGUGAAGUACUUGCCAGGUGUACCAGAGGAAUUCAAAAAGACCUUUCAAAUACAAGUUGCACAUUUUGAGCCAGACACAGUCACACUGACAGGAGAAGGUGUGUUUCCACGUAUCUCUCUUGACCUGCCCAGAAUAGAGGAUGAAGAAGGUGUGUAUGCCAAGCUUGCACAAGAAGCCAAGAGAAAUCUAGCAAUAAUGAUCAGAGAACAAGUGAAGCAACAGAUACUUGCCCAAGAGGAGGCCGCCAAAGCCCAAGCUGGCCAAGAAGAGGAGGAGCUGAUGAAGCUGGUGGCUGUAGAUGAGAAUGGAGUGGAGAUUCCAGAUUCACCCAGAAAUGAUAAGACUUCAAAUAACAUUGAGGGUUUGCAUGAGAGAGAGCCUUCAGAGCUAGAGAUACAGAUGGAAAUAGAGAGGCUGGCAGUUCGAGACUUUGCUCUUGAACACAUGAACAAUCCUAAAUAUAUAAUGGCCUCAGUGGAUGAAAAGGGAGAGAACAUAUUGUUAAAUGUUGAGUCCACAAUUUCCUCAAUAGCUCAAGACAUACCACCCACUGUCAAACCCAAAGCUGCAUUACCAGACUACCUGCUGGACUUUGAAUAUGUUGUCCUAGGCACUGUAAGGACACAUGUUGUUAGAGUCACCAACACUGGCUGGAUGCCUACUUCCUUUAAGCUGGAGCGUCACAACAUACACAACCUUGGCUUUCACAUAGAACUGGAGCGUGUCCGCAACUUGCCUGGAGCACCAGACAAUGAGACGUUGGAUUUUGUGGUGCAGUUUGAUCCAAGGGGAGCCAAUUUACAGCUUGGGUCUGUUGAGGUCAAUGUUCCUGUCAAUAUUCUUCAUGGACCAACUUUCAACUUAUGCUUGCGUGCCCAUGUGACGAUGCCUGACCUUGAAGUGUCGGAUGAUGUGCUGGAGUUUUCAGAUGUGAAAUGUGGAGAGUGUAAAGUCAUCACCAUCCAACUCCACAACCAUCAGAUGGUCAAGUGUGAAUGGAACUCAGUACCACCAGAUGAUUCCAAAAAGAUUGAUAAACAUGUCCCCAUGCAUUUACGCCGGAAGCUGCGCCAGGAAAAGAAGAAACCCAAUAUUUUUGAAGUUCUGCCUCCAACUGGUGUCUUGAUGCCUGGACAGAGGAUCAAUGUGCAAGUCAAAUUCAUGCCCACUGAAGAGAAAUUUUAUGAGAAUCGAAUUCCAAUCAGAAUAGCACAGAGCAGUCAAAGGAUUAUGCUACUUUGCCGGGGUCAUGGUUUAGAACCCAGGCUUGAGUUUCAACGGACAGUUGUACAGUUUGGCCCAAUUCUACCUCACAGUCCUGUUGGGGAUGACCAAGAGAUUACAGUACACAACCCUUGCUCAUUCCCAAUUGAAUUUUAUUCUCUGGAGUUUGACCAAAACUAUCUGGAAGAAGAAAAAGUUCUGCGUUUAAUGAAAGGCUAUGAUGAAUAUAACACUCUCCUGCUUCCACCUCGCAGUGUUGGUGGGAAACUGCCACAGGAACUUCUGGACUAUUAUGAAGAGCAAUUGAAAAAGGCUGAAGAGGAAGAGAAAGCAAUAGCCAUGGAGUUGGCCAGACAGGAAACUCUGAGACUAGAGAAGGAAAAAAGAGAAGCUGCAGAGAGGGAAAACCAAAAUGUGGAUCGGGAAGCAGAAGCCCAAUCUUCCACAGAAACACAAAACAUUCAACCUGAUAUGUCUGUCAUCAGUAACCAACCUGAAAUCAGCAUUGCUACCACCCAACCAGAACAAGAAGUCAAGAAUGAAGAUAUAGUUGAAGAAAAUGUCAAGAGGGAAUCAUCCAGUGCUGCAGGUGUAGGGGAGCUGGAGAUCACACCAGUAUCUGCAGCUAUUGCUCGGCAUUUAGGAAUAGACCUCACACCUGAAGGGAAGGCAGCUAGAAACAGAAGAGGCAUUGCCUUGAUUAUUCAUGGAGCACCAUUGUCAGGUAAAACUGGAACAGCUGUAGCCCUGGCCAAGCAUUAUGAAGCUGCACUUUUGACUCUAGAUGGCAUUGUGUGUGAUGCAAUAGCCAAUGGGAACACUCCUGCUGGAUUGAGAGCCAGAGAAUUGUGCCUAGAGGCAGCCAAGAAAAAGGCAGAGGAGCUGAAGGAGUCUGAAAUUGUGGAAGGGGACAAAAAGAUUGGGUUAAGUGUUGAACAGGUGACAGCUCACACUCAGGGAACAGGUACAGCUGGUACAUCAAUGGGUUCAAACCGUAAGACCAGUACAGUUGUAGGGGACAAGAACAAAGAAAAGCAGUCCAUGGUUAGCAAGAACACAGUAACGUCAUCUGGAGAAGCACCAGUGCCCUCCAGUCCUCUACCACAGACAGGACCUGUGGCCCGCAGGCUGAGUAUCAGUGCCAGCAUUGCCGGUGAAGAAGGUCUCUUGUCUUGCAUUCUACCAGAUGAUAUUCUUGUGGACAUUAUCGCUGACAGGCUUCAGUUGAAUGAUUGUCAUAGAGGUGUGGUCUUUGAUGGUCUUGAAACACUGUUCUCCCAAAACUAUUUCACUGCCACCAAUGCCAUUCUGAAAGCCCUGAACAACAGAAGGUUUAUUUACUUUGUGACUCUCAAGAUGGAUUACAAUGUACUGAAAGAGCAGGAGAAAAAAAUCCAGGAAGAAAAAGCAUUAGAAGAGAGAAGAAGAGAAGAAAAAGAACUGAUAUGGCUGGAGGAAAUGGAUGAAGAUGAAUAUGAAGCACUCCCUGCAGACGUCAGAGCCAGGAUUGACCAGAAGAGAUUAGUUUUAAAAAAGGAGAGGAUCAAAAGGGAACAAAAAGAAAAAGCUGAAAGGGAGAGAAUUGAAAGAGAAGCAAGGGAAGAGGAAGAGAAAAGAAAGGAAGAAGAAAUGAGAGCACGUAAGGGGCGGAAGGCUCAAGGUGGUAAAAAGUUGGCCAAGUCCCCAGCACUUCCAGUAAAAGCAGGCAGUAAGAUCCAGGAAGUUCCAGAAAAAGGGGAAAAAACCCUGGAUAGACCAGAGUCCCAUGCAACAGUGAAAUCUGAUCCCGCUGAGGAGACAAAAAAGAAAAAGAAAACUAAAAAAGAAGCAACAGAAAUUGUUGAAGAAAGCAAAGAUGCUAGUAAAGAAUCUGAUCUGUUGUUGAUGAGCAGGUUUAAAACAUUUGAAACCUAUCAAAAAGAUAUUCAAGAUCUACUUGAAUUCUGGGAUAGAACUACUCUUCAGCCCAAACGUCCUGUCUCACCAUCAGAUAGGUCAGAAGAUGACCAUAAAGAGUUUUCUGCCUCUGGAAAAAAAAUUAAAUCUAAAGUUUCUGUUCAUGGAGAUGAAUUUGAUCAAACUCAAAAAUCUGAUAAAGAAAAAAAAGAACAGGAAAGACUGCGCUUAGAAAAAGAACUAGCAGAAAAAGCUGCUAAAGAGGCUGCCCAAGCAGAAGCUGAAGAGAAAGAGGAAAAUGAAGAGAAUAAGAAAGAAGAAAUAGGCAUUCCUCACAUACUUGUAGACUGUGCUGAGAGGAAGAUUAUGACUAUACAAAAAGUGUUAGAGGUCAUUCCAUCUGUAGUAGAAAGCAGGGUGUCUGUAUCAACUAAGUUGAGAACUCUCCAAAUGCAAGGCAGUAGAAGUAACAGAUCAAUCUCUAGGGCCAGUGUGGUCACAAUAGAAAACAAAAGAGGCCUCUAUUUUAGUUCCAACUUCAUGUCACUGAUUGCAAGGUCAGGGUCAAGAAAACUUCCGAUGGACAACAGCACUAACUCUCUCACUCCCAUGAACUUUCUGCACAAACUGGAGAGUUUUAAUAAUAGCAACGCCAACAAUGAGAGCUUAAGAGAAGAUGGGAGUUCACUUCUUGACAUGUUAAUGCUUCAAUUGGAUGCUAACAAUGCUGUAAAUGUCAAACAAAUGGAACACAUCACCUAUGAAAACUUACUUUUGGAAUCUGGAAAACUACCUACCAAACAGGAAGUAAUGGAUGGCUUAGGACUUGGCCCACAGGGGCCGCCCAUCCCUCCAGCAGCUGAAUUUGCAGUUGUUCCCUACCCAGUAAAACGCAAGCCUCCACCUAUGCCUGAAGUUGGUGGAAAGUACACAUUUAUGUCAUCAUCACCAGAUGAUCCUAACAUUGGAGGUGAGGACAAGGUGAAAGAGCCUGAACAAGAAGAACUAAUAUCUGCAACUCCUGAAAAAUCUAAAGAGGAUCAACUAAAAUCCAAAACAUCCAAAGCAGCCUCAGACAAAGGAAGAUCAAGCGUAGACAGAAAGAGAAGUGGGGAAAGGAAACGAAUAUCCAGAAGGAAUUCCAAUGUACAGAUUAGCUCCCCUUCAGACUUGGCUAAUGCUUUGUCAGAUGCAGAAGGAAGUAGGCCCAGUACUAGGAAUACAUCAAGAGCCAGCAGUCAACUUGGAGCUCCAGUAUCCAAUGUGGAAGAGAAGAUCCCACCAAAGCCAUUGACAAUCUUCCGAUGGAUAAUUCCACCUGGUGCAGAUGUGGUUCUUAGGCUGCGUUUUCUUUCUAAUGACCUGGGUCAGUUUGACCAAACUCUCAAUUUUGAGAUAGUGGGCACAAGGCGUAGAUAUCAGCUGUUUUGCCGUGGUGUAUGUGCAUUUCCAAACAUCAGCAAAGAACCGAGGGUUGUUUUUGUUGGUCGUAAGAAGAACUAUCGCAGUGAUGAGAUUGUGCACAAAAAGUACAUACUGAAGACAGAAACAUUUGAGUUUGGUCCACUCCUAGUUGGCAAGUCUAGGGACAAAUAUAGAGAAGGAAAGUACCCAGAAAACAUGGAGUCCAUCACAAUAUUGAACAACUCCCCAUUGGAUGCUGACAUAAGCUUCUGCUUCCAGCAUGAUAGCAAGGGUGACACUUACCUCCUUGAGCCACCAAACAUGCUUCUCAAGCCAGGAGAGUCCAACAAACUAACUAUAUGGGCCUACCCCAAAGUCAAUGUGGAAGAUCAGGUCAUUGUGCCUCCCUCAAAUCUAGAGGAGAAGAUAAUAGAAAGUAAGGAGCUUGAGUCCCCCUCCGGAAAGUCAAUUUUGAAAGUAAGCAGCACUCCGAAAAAUUCACUAGAUACUGGGGAAGAGGAAACACAGUUGCGUACUGAGCCUGAAAGUCUUGCACCUGAAUCACUGCUGAAAAUUUCAGAGGAACACUUACCUGUUUUGAAUGAUGCAGAAUUGAAUCUCAAGGUCUCUCAACUCCUUCAAUCAGAUAAUAAAGUCUUUAAGAAAUCUUUCUUUAUGAAAACUGCUAGAGGACAUAUAGUUCCGAAACCAAGCCCUGGUCAUUAUGAAGAUGCCCUUGUCUGCUGCAUUAAAGAAAAUCCUGAGCCAGUCAUUUUCAAAGUCAGCUGUGAUGGUUACAGACCAGAACUUGAUCUAGACAAAAGAAUUUUCCACUUUGAUAAGGUUCUCUUGCAUAGGAAGGACACCAAAACAAUCUAUCUAAGGAACAGCACUCAGCUGCCUGUUGCCUGGAGACUGAGUGGCUUAGAGAACCUGGGUGAUGACUUCACUGUGGCAGCUGACAGUGGAAUUGUGGAACCCUUGUCAGAGUACCCACUACAUGCUUACUUCAGAGCAAUGAAGGCAAUACAGAUCAAUAAGAAAAUGAUUAGAUUGGAGAUUUCAGAUGCAGAAAAUAUUAUGGGCGUGGUACAUACUGAGCCUAUCCAAGUAACAGCUGAAGCCUAUGAUGUUGCUCUGGAUAUGAGCUUCCCUAAAGGAGUGUUUGUGGACAAAAGGAAGAAGAAUGUCAAACAUGUUGAUAUGCCUGUCAUUGACUCACCCGAGCCUGUCAAAGUAAAAGGGAAAGUUAUGACUUUCUCUAAAGAAGUUCUACCUACAUUUAGUUUGAUGGGUAGUAGAGGUACUGAUGGUGGACUUGACUUUGGUGUGGUCAAGGUCAAUGAAGAAGGCAGGCAGACUUGUACACUCAAGAACAAAGGAAAAUAUGAGAUAGCUUUUAAUUUCUUGUUGGAGUCUGAUGCCAAGAAUGCAAACAUCAAGUCUUUGUUCUCUGUGAUUCCAAGCAGUGGAAAACUUAAUCCACAGGAUCGACCCACUCAAGUACAAGUUAUCUUUAAGACCAACAGAGAAGUAAAUGUCAAAGAAAUGCCAAUUCUCAAGUGUCAAGUUAUUGAACCUAGUCUAGGAGAUCAAGGGGAAGUCAUUGCUAGCAUCCCAGUGAAGGUUUCUGUCAAAGCUGUCUUUAGCAAAUUUACAAUCACACCAGUGCAAGAUAUCAAUUUUGGUGCCAUGUUGCUUAAUAGUAGAAAAACCAGAUUUUUUGUGAUAGAAAAUAAAGGAGAAUUUGACUUUAAGUACACCAUCACUAAAAAAGAAAAAGAUCCUAAUGUGCAUAACAAGAGCAUAAGCAGGCCGACUGUAAAAGGGGAUAAAAGUACGAAGUUGAGAGAUGACAACUCCACACCUUCUUUCAAACAGAAAAAAAUGGAUUCAAUAAGAAUGGAUCCUAGCCAAUCAAAAUUAACCUUAGGAAUGUUCACCAUCUUCCCUGCAUUUGGUAUAAUUCUACCCAAUGGCAGUCAGUCUAUCACUGUAGAAUGUGUUGGUGAAACUCCUGGCAAAGAAGUACAGGAAAUCAAUCUAGAAAUUUCUGACCGUGAUCCUAAUUACAACAAAGGUGGAAUACCCUACAAGCUUGUGGCCGAAACAUGCAUCCCUGGGAUCAAUGUUGAUGAUCUAGGAAGCAUUUUUGAAGAGCAUAGAAUUUGUAAAAAUCUGACCAUCUGGCAACAUUUGAAUUGUGGGAAUCAAGAAGCUGGUGGAGUGUAUGGAGAAGAAGAGAAGAAAUUUAUUUUCAACAAUGUGAUUGUUGGGAGGACUGCUAAAGCUCGUUUUAAGAUUUCCAACAACAACAAGGUACCAUGUGAUGUAGCCUUUACCCUAAAACCUACCAACAUUAAGGGUUCCCCAAAGACUUCUGAUGUUUUUGACUUGGAACCUAGUCGGAUUCAAAUAGCCAAUCACAGUUUCACCUAUGUGACCAUUUCAUUCACACCACCUUCCAUGCAGUCUUACAGUGCAAUGUUUGAAGCGUCUAUUGAGGGCCUAAGUCCUAAUCAGGUCAAAGGGAAGUCUUUAGUGUUUGAGGUCUCUGGGGAAGGCAACCUGCCGAGGAUAACCAUCGCCAAACCCACUGUCAGAAACAAGACUGGACAACCCCUUUUACUUUUCAAGAGGUUGCUGGUUGGCCGUUCAGAGUCACUGCCCUUUGAACUGUUUAAUGAUGGCACGCUACCUAGCAAGGUCAACAUUGAUGUACUGGACAGUGACCAAGUCUUCAUGCUAAAACCAACCAAAGAAACCAGAGAUUUUGUUGGAGACAUCAGCUAUGAAAACCCAGCAGAAAUCAGAAAGAAGGCUCACACUGCCUCAGUAGUUAUCAAUCCUAAUGAAAGAGCCACUUUUGAGGUCAUCUACCAGCCUAGAGAAGUGCGAAGGUCUCAGGCCAGCAUCAAGGUGACAGUCAUUGACAACCAGUAUGAGGAUUACAUUGUCCAGAUGGUAGGUGAAGGCUACAAGGAUGACAUCACUCUGGACAACAUUGGCUCCAUGGCUGUCUAUGUAGAGCCUGAGAAUGAGCUGGGCAACAUGGCAGAGGAAGAUGUAGAUGAAGAUAGUCAUGGCAAAUUAGACUCUAAACAAAGGUCUGGGGAAUCUACCUAUGCAGACUCAAUUUCAUCCCAGGAGAUGCCUAAAUUAGAUGACUACAGUGUGUUGGCUGCUAAGUCCAACGUCAUGAACUUCAGUGAUUGCUAUAUCAAUGAAAGCUGUACACUCAACUUGACUAUGACCAGUCACUCUACCACUGACUGUGUCCGCUUCCAAUGGCCAGACUAUCCAGAAUUCACAUUUUCACCACAGAUUGGGCAUUUGCAUGCCGGCUGCACCAAAGAUAUUGCAGUCACAUUCACACCUAAAUCAGCACAAAGCUUUAGCCAGGUGCCCAUUCAGUGCAGAGUGGCCAAAAUAAUAUUUGACAAACCAAUGGAAAUGAUCUGUGAUUGGGAUGAUAAAGUUCAAGUGGUUAAAUGGGUGGAUAAUAACCCCCCAGCUACACCCACCUUUCCAAAUGAGAAACACCAACCGCUAGAUGGCAUACUCUCCCCUACUCAGAAAGGGGAGACAGAGACGCCCAUUGAGGAUAUUCUAGAAGUUCUCUUAUUUGGCAGCAGGUCCCAUGUCCCUGAGAAUAACCUGAAGCCUUCCAAGAAGAAAGUGGUUGAAACAGAGCCUGAACCUCAGUACACUGAAAUAGCAGACUCUGCUAGGGAUAUUGAGCUACUGGUCUCAGGGGUGGCUGACUACACCAAGUGCUCCUGUGAGGUGGAAAGCAUCCAUUUCAAGAGUACACCCAUGUUCCAAACUAGAGUCUACAGUGUCGUGCUAAACAAUGAAGGAAAAGUGGCCCUCAACUAUCACUGGCAUGUAUUGAUGGAUAGUUUUACACCCAGUGUCCAGCGCUCAGUCACUUUCAUGUCCAAUGGAGACAGGCCAGAAUCAAGGGUAGAUGUUGUGGACAUUCCUUACACACCUUUCUUUGUGGAGCCUGAGUUUGGAACCAUUGCUGCUGGGAAGUCUGCAUCCUGUGUUGUGAAGUUUGCUCCCUUGGAUGCAAAUGACUAUGAAGGCAGAUUGAUAUGCAGCAUACCUCACAUGGAUAAAGGGUCUCAUGGCCCAGUGAUUGGUUUGAAAGGAAGAAGCCUGAUGCCCUACUGUCACUUUGAGCUGGAAGACUCUGACUACAUCAGUCGCUCAAGGAGCAACUUGGAUGGCACACAAAGUGCACCCAUAGACCCCAGCACCAGAGUAAUAGAAUUUAGUGUGUGCGGCUCUGGUGUCAAGUGUCACAAGGAGUUUGGAAUCAUCAACCCAACCAAUGAACCUUUUACAUUUGAAUGGCAGUGUGAGGAUGAUACUGAUACCAGACUUCCAGCAAGUUUCAGAUGUCUUAACCCUAAAGGGGAAAUUAAAAGUGGUAGAAAGUAUAAGGUUGGGUUUGAGUUUGUGUCUAAUGAUCAAGAUGUUGUGGAGUCCUUCUGGAAGUUCAGCAUCCCAUCUAGAGCAAUCACUAUUCCAUUCAUGAUGGUUGGUUACACCAGAGAACCAAAUAUUUGUUUGGACAGAUCACAUCUCAACUUUAAAUCACUUUUAAUAGGACGUGAAGCCAAAGAAACAGUAUUCCUAACAAACAAUGAAGACACAGCAUUCCAAUUUUAUUUUGUGGAAAAUUCUUGUCACUCUGAAGGCUACUCCUCCCACAUUAAAGUUGAACCAAUGACUGGCCAGAUUCCACCAAAAUCCAGUGUUCCUAUACAAAUAUAUUUUGCACCAAAAACUGAAAAAGAGGUCAACUUUAACUUAAAGUGUAACAUACCACACAAAAAGUCACCUUUGACCUUGAAUGUCAAGGCUGAGGGGUACCAAAUGAACAGUAUUUUGUUAUGUGAGGAUUCUACCUUAAAUAGAAUAGAGCUAAGUGAAAGAGGAAUCAAUCAAAUUAAUUUUGGAGAGGUGGAUAUUAAUGAAAACAUCAUCAGACAUCUGUUCCUCCUCAAUACUGGCAAGUUUAACUUUGACUUUGUGUCUGAGUUUGGUGAUAAGGGUACUGGAGCAGAGGCUUUGACCUUAACUCCGCAGAAAGGUGGAGUAAUGUGCGGAGAAACUGUUCAGCUCUCAUUAGCCUUCUGCCCCCUCAAAAAAGUGGCUCUUAAAAAUUGUGAUCUGGCAAUUAAGGUAAUAAAUGGCCCUACUUAUAAUUUGAGUAUCAUUGGCCAAAGUGUGACCCCUGGCCUGCAAUUCUCCUUCAAAUCUCACAAUUUCGGCAACUGUUUCAUCUACAAAACUGGCGUUGACCUUCCAAAGCAGCAAAUUAUUCUUAAACUGAUAAACAAAGACAAGAAGGAAGUGAGUGUUGAUUGUCUAAGUGUACCAACGAGCCAGCUGGCCUUCAAGUUUGAAGCUUGUGUUAUUCCUCUAAACAAGAAAAAGAAAGUUACUUUCAGCUUCACUCCAACACAGCCCAUCAAAUACCAGGAGACUGUUGUCUUUGAGAUCAAUGGCUUAACCAAACAGAAGAUUGAGUUUUUUGGUGUGGGCCAUGAGAUGAAGAUUGAAGUGGCUGACCCAGCACACAAAUGUGUGAACCUUGGAGCUAAGAUGGUGGGUGAUAACGUCAGAAAGUUUAUCCCAGUGGUCAACAACAGUCCUGCUCCCAUCACCUUCAAUUUAGCAUUGACUCCAACUGAACCAGCUUUACAACAGAAAGAAGUGCUUUCCAUUGCCCCCAAAGAGCAGAUUACUCUAGAAGCUAAUGGUGGAACAACAAAAGUUGAGGUCUGGUUCAGACCAAAAGCCCGCAUCCCGCAAUUCACAGAAGAGGUGUUAAUGGAAUGUGCAGGAAUGUCCCAGCCUCUUUUUGUCGUAAAGGGAUCUUGCCUGGGCAUGGAAAUUAACCUGGACUCCGACUAUUUGGCAUUCGGAACAGUCUACCAGCGCAGCUCCAGCACUAGGAAGCUAGUCAUGACCAACUCUGGUGACAUGAAUUCUAAAUUCCGCUGGGACAUCAAACGUUUCAAGCCAGAUUUUAGCAUCUCACCAGUAGAAGGCUACAUCACUCCUGGCAUGGAAGUAGUUUUUGAUGUAGAGUUUCAUCCUCAAUCUGUCAGUGGUGACGUACGAUAUGAUAAAGUGAAAUGCUUCCUGGAUGGAGGCCCACAUAAGGCAGUUACAUUGACUUUAACUGGUUCCUGUACUGGCAUCCCACCGGUUAAAGAGGUUCAGGGUUUCCAGUGUGUCGUUAGGCAGACGGAUACUCGUCAGAUCAUGAUACCAAACAAAAGUAAUCAGGUCUGGAACCUGAAGCCAGUCAUAGAUGGAGAGUACUGGACUGGACCUGUCUCUUUCAUUGUAGAACCUCAGCAGACCAAGUCAUACGAGCUGACUUACAGACCACUGACUAUGACCAGUGAGAACAAGAAGCAUACAGGAUCCAUUUUCUUUCCUCUCCCUGAUGGCUCAGGUCUCCUCUUUAACCUUGUAGGAACGGCUGAACCUCCAAAAGUUCUAGCUAGAAUUCAGCGAGAUGUUCCUUGUAAAACAGGUUACUCUGAACUUCUCCCUGUUUUUAACUGGCUCAAAAAAACACAAAGAUUUCGUGUGAAGAUUGAGCCUGUGAAACCAGAGAAACUAGAACCUGGCACCACGGUGAAAGGUGUGGAGUACAUUGAUGUUCCAGCCAAUGGGAAGAAAGAUUAUAAGCUGUCAUUUUAUGCAUAUAAAGAAGGAAUCUCAACUCUUAAGGUUACAUUCGUCAAUGAACAAACUCAAGAGUACCAAUUUUAUGAGGUUACGUUCAAGGCAACAAAGCCAGGGGUCAUUUCAACUAUAUAUUUGGCCACCCCAGUUAGGCAGAGUGUCCCUUACACACUGACAUUGGACAACCCACUGUCUAAUCAGGUGACCUUCUCUAUCAGCUGUACAGUGGCAGAAGUGAUGCUGCCCAGCCAAUUGGUAAUCCCUGCAGCUUCACAAGGUCAUUUGACUUUAGAAUAUCAGCCUUUGAAAGUGGGUGAGGUCACAGGUCGUCUUGAACUAAACUGUGCAGACCUAGGUCAGUAUUUGUAUGAUAUGGUUUUGAAUGCCCAACCUAGUGGCCAGGAGAAGCCCAUAUACUUCAGAACAUGGCUUGGUUCAAGCGUUACCCAAGUUGCUAAGUUUUUAAACUUUGCUAAACAAAAAACAGACUAUUCUUGCAAGAUUGACAAUCCUGAUUUCCAUGUUGAAAAAACAAUAGCUGCUGCCCCUGGUUCAACAGGUGGCACUGAGGUAGCACUAGAUGUUGUGUUUGAGCCCUCCAAAUUGGGAGAGCAGAGGGCACAGCUGACAGUCACAUCACCGCUCGGCAGUGACUACAUUUUCCCAUUGUUUGGUACCUGCAUAUCUCCUAAACCACAAGGACCUUUCACUGUGAAAUCAGGCACCAAUUUGUCAAUCGUCUUUAGGAAUAUUUUCAGCACCACAACACCUUUCACAUUUCAGGUAGACAACCCAUUAUUUCACGUGGCUAAACCUGGGGAGUCCAUCAGACCUCACAAAGAUCACAGGAUUGUUGUUGGAUUUGAUGGCACCAACAUCAAGAACCCAGUGGUGGGCAAAUUGAUAGUCUCAUGUGCUCGGUCAGCUGGAGGGGCUUCCAAUGUCCAGUGGAUAUAUUACUUGAAAGGUGUCUCAAAUUAAAUUUCAAUAAAAAGAAUACAGAAUGCUUUAUAAGAAAAAGCACUUGAUGACAUGGAAAUGUAUGAAUUUCUUUCUGUACAUAAGUUGGCAAGUGUUCCCCUUUCUCUAUUCAAUAUACUUGUUACUUGUCUGGGCUUUCCAGUCAUUAAGGUGUGAUAUCUGCCAAUGUUGAUAAUUUUCUCAAUAAUUUUUUUAUGAGCUUAUAGCUGAAUUAUUGAGUUAAAAUUUGUAUUAAACAGAAAAUGUUUACAGGAAAAUAUGUUUUUCAUAUGUGAAUAUAAAUUGUCUGACAUAUAAUUUUAUUAGCAAUCGUUUAUACAAAUUUAAUUGGUCCUACAUUUGACCUAUAGAAAUAAUUGAUAAUCUUUAACAGGUUUUUCUAUGAAGAGAAUAGAAAAUAUAUUAUAUAUUUUAUAAGCUGUAUAUUUUAAGAGUUAACAUUGUGUAUAUGUAAUAACUUGGUUAAUUUCAUUUUGAAACUCUAAUUGCAGUCUUAUAUUAUUGUGUUUUUUUUAAAUUUUUUGUGAUAUAUUAUAGAUAAGCCUCAAAAGUGUGAAAUAAAGUAUUCAUUUUUUUUAUUUCUUAUCACAAUGUAAACAAUAACCAUUGCCAUUUGAUACAUAUUUAUUUUCAAAAUCAUGUGUUGAUUUGCCACUACAUCAGAUGUCCGUCCAAAAGCAAAGAUAAGUUUCUUGAAUUGAUUUUAUUUUUAAUAAACAUCUGUGAUAGAGA
Biomphalaria glabrata is the source of this 17613-nucleotide messenger RNA. Its product is annotated as hydrocephalus-inducing protein homolog. NCBI's taxonomy places the organism in Eukaryota, Metazoa, Mollusca, Gastropoda, Planorbidae. The record is from RefSeq and is a predicted model, not a curated record. The transcript has 103 exons. The coding region runs from base 160 to 16881 and encodes 5573 amino acids. Gene Ontology annotation, biological process: axonemal central apparatus assembly; cilium movement. Gene Ontology annotation, cellular component: axoneme.